Messenger RNA from Dendrobium catenatum, 968 nucleotides. RefSeq names its product TPR repeat-containing thioredoxin TTL4-like. The coding region runs from base 1 to 798 and encodes 265 amino acids. The transcript is spliced from 5 exons. Gene Ontology annotation, cellular component: cytoplasm. The record is from RefSeq and is a predicted model, not a curated record. Lineage: Eukaryota; Viridiplantae; Streptophyta; Magnoliopsida; Asparagales; Orchidaceae. Gene Ontology annotation, molecular function: protein binding.
AUGGUUUAUCAUGUGGGUGAUAAUUCUGUGAUGGAUGUGCGGGUUCAUCUUGAUUGGCUUCACUGUUCGUCGGAAGCUAAGUCUGAUUCUUCCUCGAAGCAUUGUGGAGGUUCUGAUCCUGGACAUGAUUUUAAAAUGGUUCGUGACCGACCGGUCUUUGCCGAAUUCUGGCGUUCUCCCCAAUUACAAGAAGAAGCGCUUCUAAGACUUGGCAGGCAUGAAGAGGCUGACUCAGUUCUUAAGAAUGCACCCAAGUUUGACACUGAUACAAUCAUCAAUUUCUUUGGUUCAGCAGUGAAUGGAUACAUCCUCAUGAUCCAAGCAGAGGUUGAUUUAGCUUCAGGAAGGUUCAAUGAAGCGGUUGCAUUAGUGGAAAGGGCUGAUAAACACCAGAACAACAGAGAAAUCAGUGCUGUAGUUAGGAGAGUAAAAGCCAUCGCAUCAGCUCGAAACAAAGGCAAUGAGUUCUUCAAGUUUUCAAAGUAUUCAGAAGCAUGCACUGCUUAUGGAGAAGGGCUUCAUCAUGAUCCCUUGAAUGCCAUUCUACUCUGCAACCGAGCUGCCUGUCAUUCCAAACUUGGACAAUGGGAGAAAGCAAUUGAAGAUUGCAAUACUGUUCUUAAUUUGAAAUCUUCCUAUGCUAAGGCUAGACUUCGAAGAGCUGAUUGCUUUGCUAAGCUUGAGAAGUGGGAGGCAUCAGCACAAGAUUAUCAGAUUUUGACGAGGGAAUUUCCAGCAGAUGAGGAAGUGGCAAAAGCUCUCUUAAAAGCUAAAUCACAUCUUCAGAGAAAGUCAUAGUUUCAUGUUGUAUGGAAGGAGAAACCUUUAUGAAACAAACGGAGAGCUGUUCUACCUCAGCAAAAUGAACUUGUUGAAGCAUCUACCAAGCAUGAUUGCUGUAAAGAGGAGGUAAAUACUUUCCAGGAAAAAAGUAACAGUGAACAGCUAUUAUCUCUAAAUUUCUUCAG